AUGAAUGGAAAAGAUAUUAUUCCAGAGAAGAAAAUACAAUCAUCCCAUAGUUAUGGAGCUCUACAGUCACUGGCAUGGAAAGAAUGGCUUAAACAUUUGAAACCCAUAAUAAGAACAUCCGUCGAAACACCUCACAGUGUGAACAUGCUAAUCAAUGAGAAGAGCCUCUUUGAUAUUCAUGCACAUGAUAGUAGUGACAAUUCUGAUACAGAUUCACCUCACAUGCUUCCGAAAGCACACGAUGACAAUGCUCUAAGUGAUGAUGAUUUUUCAGAGAAUGCCAUUGUUCUCGUGAACAUUGAUUCCGAAGAGGAUGAUCAGGUCAAACUUAAUGAGAAAAAACGCUCGACGAGUCGUGUCUUGCUGAAUACUUUUAAUUUGGAAGCAAAUGAUUCCAAACACACCAAUGUUCAGUCUUCUAUCUCCGCACUGGAUCACCUCACACCUCCUAUUCAGAAAGGUGAUAUUGUGGUAUUAUGUGUCGAGUUAUCUGGAAUUUUAAUUACAGGAGAAAAUGGUAUUUUCACACGAUUUAUUCAACAAGUUCUAAAUUAUACGGAUAGUGUGGUAUUUUUUGUAGAGAGAAUGGAUCGUCAUGAAUUUCAACAAACUCCCAUUCUUCACUUUUCUGGGUUAGGCUCAAAGAAAUGUUGUUGUGGUAUUAUUUGGAGAUGA
Naegleria lovaniensis is the source of this 675-nucleotide messenger RNA. RefSeq lists its product as uncharacterized. Lineage: Eukaryota; Heterolobosea; Eutetramitea; Acrasida; Naegleriidae. The transcript has 3 exons. The record is from RefSeq and is a predicted model, not a curated record. The coding region runs from base 1 to 675 and encodes 224 amino acids.